Messenger RNA from Carya illinoinensis, 3240 nucleotides. RefSeq names its product leucine-rich repeat extensin-like protein 5. The transcript is spliced from 8 exons. The record is from RefSeq and is a predicted model, not a curated record. The coding region runs from base 973 to 1503 and encodes 176 amino acids. Lineage: Eukaryota; Viridiplantae; Streptophyta; Magnoliopsida; Fagales; Juglandaceae.
GUUCCAAAUGAUGCCCACAUUUUCUUUUCCGAUCGAGUUGGACUAAGCUCAUACCUUUAAAAUCAUGUAAAGGGCGCGAGCGAGAGCGAGAGCAAGACGUGACUUUUACCCAAAUAUCUUUAUCUAAGAAUGCAAAGAACGUGCAUGGGAUGGGAGUUCUUCGAUUACCAGUAGUGCCUGAUCAAUUACGACAAUCAAAUGUCAAGUGUAUCUUCCUAUUUCUGGGACUCAGUACAGUAGACCAUUCAAAACGAUCCGAUCAAUUGAUUGCACUAACAAUUACUUUAAAAAACCAUAAACCUAACUGAUAUAUUUUGUGACGGUUAAACAGUAAACCGACGCGACGCGACAUCUAUUUGGUGAUGUGAUUUUUUUGAGUUCUUCUAUACAAGGACCUACUGUUCACGCAACCUCCCCACUCCGCCUACGUGGCAAUAAUUUUUUUUUUUUUUUUAGGGAAAACGCGGCGUUUUGUUCAGGAGGUGAAUUUCAAUUCCAUACCCCCCCGCGUUCUUCAUUUGUGCUUCAUUCUCCCGCGUCCUGCUUUCCCCUACCCCCCCCCCGGGUCGUUUUCCCUGAACUCAAACGUUGGCCGGCGCUGGCGCACCGCAGGUGGAAAAUACUUCGGAAAGGGGGUUGUUGCAGCACUGUGGCACCGUGUAGGUCCAUCAUUCCGGCACGGUGUUGGGUCGAUCAGCUAGGUUUGAGUUAUUGCAGAACCCCGGUUGCGGUGGGUGGUCCACGUCUGUCGCCGGAAGUCGAGCGGCACAAACCGAGCGGAACAUCCAAGAGAAGGGAAUCGGGUCCACUAUCAACGUCUGCAGCAAUCCGUUGGUGGUAAUCACCAAGCUCCGGCUGGAAUAGUUCCGUAAGUGCCUCUUUGAGCUUGCUUGAUUAGGGUAAUGUGGUGGUUGAGGGAUUUCUUAUGUUGAUGCAUUAUUCUUGUUCCCAAUACUUAGUCCAACAAUUGUGAUGGGCAAAGAGGAAGAUGGAAGGCCACCCAGGCCAUCUACGUCGACUUCUACGACCCAUGGAUACUAUGGUACUGUAAAUCCAUAUAAUCCGCCAUAUAUGAUGCCUUCUAAUACAUUUCCAAUUCCAUAUCCAUAUGCUUGGGGUAGCCAGUAUGUCGCAAUGCCACCCUUUGGACCAAACAUGGCAUCCUCAAUGGUGAGUAAUCCGAAGGAGUUGGGUCGAGCUGAAGAUACAAACCAGUAUGUCCCAAUGCGACCCUUUGGACCAAUGAUGCCAUCCCCUCCGUCGAGUAAUCCGGAGGAGGUCAGCCGAGGUGAACAUACCAUGCAGUAUGUGGCAAUGCCACCCCCCUUCGCAAUGCCACCAUUUGUCCCUUCAUUGCCAUCCCCUUCGUCGACUAAUCUGGAGGAGUUCAGCCGAGGUGAAGGCCAAACCACCCAGUAUGUUGCGAUGCCACCCCCUUUUGCAAAACCAACCUUUGGACCUCCGUUGGCAUCCCCUGCGUUGAGUAAUCUUGAGGAGUUCUGACGAUCUGAAGAUGAUCAUUAAUCCUGAUGAGCAAAGACGAGGUGACAAUACAACUCAGGUAGUUCACUUCAGUCUAUUUUCUUGGUUUUUGUUUCGACCUCCGUAUUUUCCUUACUGAUUAAGGUUAGUAAGGAAAAUACAGCAUUCAACAAUGCCACCAUCCGGACCAAGUACCCCCUACCCACAUUGCGCAACUGAAAUGAAUGUUGGAGGUACACGUUUAGUCAUAUACUGAUUAACAUCCCAUGCCAUAUUGUGAGAAGCUAAUAUUGGUUUGAAUUUGGAUUUUCAGAAACUGAAACGGACAUAAAUAUAUCACCAGAUGCGGAGGGGAUGAAUGAUCUAUCUUGCAAUGAUGAUGAUAAAGAUGACCCUCCAACAGCUGGUAUGAAAUUUCCAAACGAAAAAGAGGUUUUGCUGUAUUACAAACGAUAUGCCAAACAAGAGGGUUUUGGUGUUAUUAUCAAACGGACAAAGAGAGAUCUAGAUGGGAAUGCCAAGUAUGUGACGAUUGGAUGUGCACGUGGGGGAAGGUAUUAUCCUAGCUAUAGUAAUUUAGCUAAGCCCCGACCAACGACAAAAACCGAUUGUAAGGCAAAAGUAAAUGCUCGGUUUGUGAAUGGGGAAUGGGUGUUGACCACUGUAGAGCUGCUUCACAACCAUAGUACUGUUAGCCCAAAGAAAUCUAGAUUCUUUAGAUCUCACAAAGUUUUAGAUGAAUACAGUCAGAGGAUGCUCGAUUUGAAUGGCAGAGCGGGUAUUCGGAUGAAUAAAAAUUUCCAAGCACUUGUGAAUGAAGCUGGGGGGUUUGAGAAUUUGGAGUUCCAGGAAAAAGAUUGCAGGAAUUAUAUCGACAAAGCCAGAUAUUUAAGAAUGGGUAAAGGGGGUGGUGAAGCCCUAAAUGACUACUUUAAGAGAAUGAGGAAAAUGAAUGAUGGGUUUGUGUCCGUGAUGGAUGUGGAUGAUGAGUUUAGAGUGAGAAAUGUGUUUUGGGCUGACACACGAAGUCGAGCAGUAUACCAGGUUUUUGGGGAUGUUAUAACUUUCGAUACAACGUACCUAACAAAUAGAUACAGAAUGCCGUUCGCUCCCUUUGUUGGUGUCAACCAUCAUGGACAGUCCAUACUCCUAGGGGCAGGGUUAAUUUCAAGCGAGGAUACAAGUACGUUUGUUUGGUUGUUUGAAGCAUGGCUAGAAUGCAUGAAUGGACGGGCACCCCGAGCCAUCAUAACAGACCAAGACCGGGCAAUGAAGAAUGCCAUUGGCAUUGUAUUCCUGCAAACAAGGCAUAGAUACUGUCUCUGGCAUAUAAUGCGAAAAUUGCCAAAGAAAUUGGGAUCCCACUGUGAUUACGACACAGGGUUGAAGGCUGCGAUUCUGAAUGCAGUCUAUGAUACACAGACUUGUGAUGAAUUUGAGCAGAAGUGGCAGCAACUAAUACAAUAGUAUGGCCUAAUGGGAAAUGCAUGGUUGGAGGGGUUGUACACAGAGAGGUCUUUUUGGGUACCGAUUUUUCUGAAAGGUGUAUUUUGGGCUGGUAUGAGCACUACCCAGCGGUCUGAAAGCAUGAACGCCUUCUUCAACGGAUAUGUACAUUCCGGCACGACGUUAAAAGAAUUUGUCGAUCAAUAUGACAAUGUUCUGUUAUUGUUCCUUGAUCUAAGUUUUUCUUUGCGUGCUAAUUUGGACUUGUUGGUCAUUUAUUGCAGUUUUUGGAAAUGGGUCGCUUUUUGAUCC